UUCUGAUUGGCCGGCGGUGGUCGGCCCCACCCCGUGGAGCGGGCGGUUGGGGAAGCUCUGGGCUGUUGGGGAGGCGCCGGGCAAACCCGGCCAAGAUGCAGUCGCGGCACCGGGUGUCGCUGGGCGAGCCGGGGGCAGCGCGGGCUGGAGCUGGGCAAGAGGCGUCCGCCGUAGCACCCGCGCACUCGUAGUGCCCCAGACCUGCCUGCGGGCCCGGGCCCUCCUUGUCGCCUAACCGCCCGCCUUCCCCUCCCCUCUACCCUUUGUGCCGCCGCGGCUCGGUGCUCCCGGCUCCGCAGGACCCCGGCCGGGCCAGACCGCCGCGGCGCGUCCGCCCCCUGUGGGCGCCGGGUCAGCGGCCGAUGGCGAAGGGGCACAGCGCGGGCGGGGGCGCUGCAGCCGGAGUCCGCGGCACGGGAGACCCGGCCCGCCUCCGCCGCAUUGUCCCGGGCCCCGCACCCCGGCCCUGAGCCGCGUCGCCGCAGCACCCGCCCGCCGCCCGCGGGGCCAUGCGGAGGGCUGCCGGGAUGGAGGACUUCUCCGCGGAGGAUGAGGAGCCCUGGUACGACCAGCAGGACCUGGAGCAGGACUUGCACUUGGCCGCAGAGCUGGGGAAGACACUGCUGGAGAGGAACAAGGAGCUGGAGGAGUCUCUGCAGCACAUGUAUGCCACCAAUGAGGAGCAGGUGCAGGAGAUUGAGUACCUGACCAAGCAGCUGGACACACUGCGGCAUGUGAAUGAGCAGCACGCCAAAGUGUACGAGCAGCUGGACCUGACAGCCCGAGACCUGGAACUGACCAACCAGAAGCUGGUGCUGGAGAGUAAGGCUGCCCAGCAGAAGAUCCAUGGGCUGACAGAGACCAUUGAGCAUCUGCAGACCCAGGUGGAGGAGCUGCAGGCCCAGGUGGAGCAGCUUCGGGACCUGGAGCAGCUGAGAGUGCACCGGGAGAAGCGGGAACGCAGGCGCACCAUCCACACCUUCCCCUGCCUCAAGGAGCUGUGCACCAGUCCCCGGUGUGAAGAUGCCUUCCGCCUGCACAGUUCCUCCCUGGAGCUGGGCCCCAGGCCGCUGGAGCAGGAGAACGAGCGGCUGCAGACGUUGGUGGGGGUGCUGCGUUCGCAGGUGAGCCAGGAGCGGCAGCGCAAGGAGCGGGCGGAGCGCGAGUUCGCCGCGGUGCUCCAGGAGUACUCGGAGCUGGAGCAGCAGCUCUGCGAGAUGGAGGGCUGUCGCCUUCGCGUGCAGGAGCUGGAGGCCGAGCUGCUGGAGCUGCAGCAGAUGAAGCAGGCGAAGACUUACCUGCUGGACCGGGAGGACCACCUGGCCGAGGCCCUGCUGGCACCCCUCACCCAGGCCCCCGAGGCCGAUGACCCCCAGCCAGGCAGCGGGGAGGAGUUUGGCGCCCAGGACGGUGUCUCCUCCCCAGCCACCUCCCCCGGCCAUGCUGUGCGCAAGAGCUGCAGCGACACGGAGCUCAACGCCAUCGUGGCCAAAGACUCGGCCAGCCGGCACGCAGGCAACCUCACGCUGCACGCCAACAGCGUGCGCAAGCGGGGCAUGUCCAUCCUGCGGGAGGUGGACGAGCAGUACCACGCGCUGCUCGAGAAGUACGAGGAGCUGCUGAGCAAGUGCCGGCAGCACCGGGCUGGGGUGCGGCAUGCUGGCGUGCAGACCUCGCGGCCCAUCUCCCGGGACAGCUCGUGGAGGGACCUGCGGGGGAGUGAGGAGAGCCAGGGGGACGCCAAGGCGGGUGAGAAGAGCCUGAGCCAGCACGUGGAGGCCGUGGACAAGCGGCUGGAGCAGAGCCAGCCCGAGUACAAGGCGCUCUUCAAGGAGAUCUUCUCCAGGAUCCAGAAGACCAAGGCUGACAUCAAUGCCACCAAGGUCAAGACCCACAGCAGCAAGUGACCCUGUGCUGGCCUGCAACCUCCCCGAGGUCAGGCCAUGGGUCCCUCACGCCUGGGCUGUGCUGCGUGUGGUGAGUGAGGGAGGCUUGUAGCAGCAAUAUAUUCCAGUGGAGGCCGCUCUCUGCCCCAGGAGACGGGGGACAGCUUGUUCCCUGCUGAUGUGGGAGCCGGUCACCAUGUCAACAUGCCUGGCCUCCCCGGACCCUCCACCACCCUGUGUCAGCCCAGGGCCCAGCUAAGAGUUUCAAAGCCAAACGUCCCCACUUCCCUGGGGAUUCCCAGCUCCCCCAGCUUUCUGACCCCAGAUUUGUGGCCAGGCUUCUAAAAGUCUUUCUGGACCAGCUGGCUUUUUUUCCCCAAAGUUUGGGGAUGGGGGGUUUGAGAGAUUUGCAAUGUAAGGCCCCCCAGACCCCUUGCCACAACUGGAAACACUUGAAGGGGGACCCCAGAGCCAGCUGUGGCAGAUUCCUGGGGUCUCCGCGACCACUCACUGCUUCUCCCCAGCUGUGACAUGCUGUCAUUUCCUUAGCACCAGCUGUCCUACCCCCAGGGUCCUGCCCAGGUCAGAGAUGGCCCUGCCAUGCAGUGCAGAAAGCCUCAGCCUGGCCUCGAGUGCCCCCUACUCCAGCCCUGGUGAGGGUGGCCUUCUCCCAGGCCGCAGCCCCCUGCAGAUCUGUAGCCAACCAGAGGGGAACAGCCCCCCUGCAGCCAUACCUGAGCGGUGCACCCGGUUUCCCUCAGAGCCAGCCUCCUUGGGUUCCAGCCCUGGAAAUGCCCUCUGGGCAUUAAGCCUUCCAGGGGUCUGGGUGGUGGGGUGCCUCCCAUUCUCUGCACGCCGCCCACAACUCAUUGAGUUUGGCCUCUGACUGCCCCCACCUCAGGGACCAUAACGUGUCUCAUUCACUCCCAUGCUCCCCACAGGCUGACCCCCCACAGGCCAUGCCUGCUGCCCCCAGAAUGUCCUGGGCACGUGCAACAAGCCAGUGGUCCCAGCGUCCACCCCUGCCCCCCUUCACUGGGGACAGCCCAGGACGUUCACCCCACAAUGAACAGUAUUGAAAUGGGACAGAUGGAUGGAGAGCAUGUCUCCUUCCUCCCAUAACAUGCCUGCUUUUAACGUCCUGCCUUUGUAAGGACUCUUGAGAACCCAGCUGGGUCAGGGUUUUAAUCUUUUGUUAAGGUUUCAGAAAGUCCAACUUCAAGUAAGAGAUGCCCAGAUCCCCAGCUUGCCCUGAGCAAUUCUUCAGGGCUUCCUGUUCCUGCCACCCAUCCUGAGACUGGAGAGAUCAGAGGAGCCAUACAGCUGGUGAAGACGUGGCCCUGGCCUCUGUGCUGGGAGCCCGGUGGGAACCUUCAUGCCUUACUUGUUUCUAAGGGGUAAAGGGGUUUUCUUACUAAGUAUGCCCGACCUCCCCAGAGGUGCCACCCUACUCCCCAGGAGGCACUGUGAUGAGAGCUGUCGGCUGGUCCUUCGUCCACACAUCUUGAAACCCUUUGUCCUUUGGAGCUGGCAGCUCCCAGCCCUCUGUGUGUCA
This is a messenger RNA of Molossus molossus (Pallas's mastiff bat), 3441 nucleotides long. RefSeq names its product cerebellar degeneration related protein 2 like (gene CDR2L). Bases 510 to 1907 code for a protein of 465 amino acids. NCBI's taxonomy places the organism in Eukaryota, Metazoa, Chordata, Mammalia, Chiroptera, Molossidae. The transcript is spliced from 5 exons. The record is from RefSeq and is a predicted model, not a curated record.